CUGGCCCUUUUCUCUAGUCCGCUCCUUGUGUCUGGUGUGCUCGCUCCUCCAUCGCCUUCUCCCUCUCCCUCCACUGUGCUUUCGCACGCUGCCCGGUGACUGUGGCGUCCGCGACGGGCUGGGAGGCGGUGGCAGGGGACCGACGUCAUGGCCUCCUCUAAGCCCGUGGAGGCGGCAGUGGUCGCCGUGGCUGCGCCGGGCCCUGGGAGUGGAGUAGGCAGUGGCGGCGGGGCCGCGGGCCCCAGCCCGGGCGGCCUCCCGCGAUGGCAGGUGGCACUGGCGGUCGGGGCGCCCCUGUUGUUGGGCGCCGGUGCCAUGUACCUGUGGAGCCGACAGCGGAGGCGCCGGGAGACCGGGGGCCGGGGCGACGCCAGCGGCCUGAAGCGCAACAGUGAACGGAAGACCCCAGAGGGCCGGGCCAGCCCGGCUCUGGGCAGCGGACUUCCGGAAGCUUCGGGUGCCCACCUGGAACUGAACUCUCUUGAUAGAGCCCAAGCGGCCAAGAACAAAGGCAAUAAGUAUUUUAAAGCAGGAAAAUAUGACCAAGCUAUUCAAUGCUAUACUGAGGCUAUUAGUUUAUGCCCUACGGAGAAGAAUGUCGACCUUUCCACAUUUUAUCAAAACAGAGCUGCUGCCUUUGAACAGUUGCAAAAAUGGAAAGAAGUGGCACAGGAUUGUACAAAGGCUGUUGAACUGAAUCCCAAAUAUGUGAAAGCUCUCUUUAGACGUGCAAAAGCCCAUGAGAAGCUAGACAAUAAGAAGGAAUGUUUAGAAGAUGUCACUGCUGUGUGUAUAUUAGAAGGGUUCCAAAAUCAGCAAAGUAUGCUAUUAGCUGAUAAAGUACUUAAACUUCUUGGAAAAGAGAAAGCCAAAGAAAAAUAUAAGAACCGUGAACCUCUGAUGCCAUCUCCACAGUUUAUCAAAUCUUACUUCAGUUCUUUCACGGAUGAUAUAAUUUCUCAGCCCAUGCUUAAAGGAGAGAAGUCUGAUGAAGAUAAAGAUAAGGAGGGGGAAGCUUUAGAAGUAAAAGAAAAUUCUGGAUAUGUAAAAGCCAAACAGUACAUGGAAGAAGAAAACUAUGAUAAAAUCAUAAGUGAAUGCUCAAAAGAAAUAGAUACUCAAGGCAAAUACAUGGCAGAAGCAUUGUUGCUACGAGCCACCUUCUACCUGCUUAUUGGCAAUGCUAAUGCAGCCAAACCUGACUUAGAUAAGGUCAUCAGUUUGAAAGAAGCUAAUGUGAAGCUUCGAGCAAAUGCCCUCAUCAAAAGAGGCAGCAUGUACAUGCAACAGCAGCAGCCUUUGCUGUCUACUCAGGACUUUAAUAUGGCUGCUGACAUUGAUCCUCAGAAUGCAGAUGUGUAUCAUCACCGAGGACAGCUGAAAAUACUGCUUGAUCAAGUUGAAGAAGCAGUGGCAGAUUUUGAUGAAUGUAUUAGGUUAAGACCAGAAUCUGCUCUGGCACAAGCUCAGAAAUGUUUUGCACUGUAUCGCCAAGCUUAUACAGGAAACAAUUCUUCACAAAUCCAAGCAGCUAUGAAAGGAUUUGAAGAAGUCAUAAAGAAAUUUCCAAAGUGUGCUGAAGGCUAUGCACUAUAUGCCCAGGCACUAACAGAUCAACAACAAUUUGGUAAAGCUGAUGAAAUGUAUGAUAAGUGUAUUGAUUUGGAACCAGAUAAUGCCACAACUUAUGUUCAUAAAGGUUUACUUCAACUUCAAUGGAAACAAGAUUUGGAUAAAGGUUUGGAGCUUAUCAGCAAAGCUAUUGAAAUUGACAAUAAAUGUGAUUUCGCAUAUGAAACCAUGGGGACUAUUGAAGUCCAAAGAGGAAACAUGGAGAAAGCCAUUGAUAUGUUCAACAAAGCUAUUAACCUGGCCAAAUCAGAAAUGGAGAUGGCUCAUCUUUAUUCACUUUGUGAUGCAGCCCAUGCCCAGACAGAAGUUGCAAAGAAAUAUGGAUUAAAACCACCAACAUUAUAAAACCAGGAAAAAGGAAACUGACUCUUUUUAAAAGAAGCUUAUCUCCUCUUCAACUGAACCCUGAAGACACUGUCAUGAACCAUGUUGACUGGUGGAACUUAGUAUCCCCUUGUGGUGUUGUCAUUCAGUACAUCUCUUUCAUGUUUGUGUGUUGUGGACUUGGCUGUUGAAGAAAGUUUGCAGUCUUGCAGCUUUUAUUCCCUGUGCAAAAAUAAAGCUUAGAGCCUGUUAAAGGGAUGUUAAAAUAAAGUUUUAGAGUACAAAAGAUAAUUGGCCAUGCAAAUAAAAACUUUGAAUUGUUGAUUUUUUUUGAUGGGA
Perognathus longimembris pacificus (Pacific pocket mouse) is the source of this 2295-nucleotide messenger RNA. It is a transcript of the gene Tomm70, whose product is annotated as translocase of outer mitochondrial membrane 70. Gene Ontology annotation, molecular function: protein binding. Lineage: Eukaryota; Metazoa; Chordata; Mammalia; Rodentia; Heteromyidae. The record is from RefSeq and is a predicted model, not a curated record. The transcript is spliced from 12 exons. The coding region runs from base 148 to 1977 and encodes 609 amino acids.